Molecule: messenger RNA, 1113 nt
Organism: Hyaloscypha bicolor E
Lineage: Eukaryota; Fungi; Ascomycota; Leotiomycetes; Helotiales; Hyaloscyphaceae
Product: RTA1-domain-containing protein
Exons: 1
Coding region: 1-1113 (370 amino acids)
Cellular component (GO): fungal-type vacuole; plasma membrane
Source: RefSeq, a predicted model, not a curated record
AUGUCGGGCGAUGUCAGCACAAACUAUACCGAGAACGCCAAUGGGACAUUCAACCUCUUCGUCAAGGGGAGAGAGACUCUGUUCAUCCCUACCAAUGGUCUGACCGGCUACAACCGGUUCAACAAUACUGCCUAUGGAAACCUCACUCUAUUAGCGGAUCAAACGUUGUGCAACCUCUCAACAUGCGAUCUUACACUCGCUACCUUUGACUACCGAGCCAGUCUGCCAGGAAACUCACUCUACGCCGCGAUCUUUGGAAUCUACCUCAUCAUGAACCUCUACCUUGGUGUGCGGCACAAGACAUGGGGAUACAUGAUAGCAAUGGUCGUUGGUCUCGUUGGCGAACUCAUCGGGUACGUCGGGCGGAUCCUGCUCUGGCAAAACCCCUUCGACCCCACCGGCAACGAUUUCCUCAUCUACAUCGUGUGCCUCACCAUCUCGCCCGCUCUCAUCUCAGCAGCCAUCUACCUCUGCCUCGCACGAAUCGUCGUCGUGUUCGGCGAAGACAUCUCGCGUUUCCGUCCACGAACAUAUACCCUCAUCUUCUGCAGCUGCGACCUCUUCUCUCUCGUCCUUCAAGCUCUAGGAGGCGGCAUGACCUCCAGCGCAAAAACAUACUCCGCCCAGCAAACCGGAAUCAACAUCAUGUUAGCAGGUCUCUCUGCCCAAGUCAUUUCGCUCUUCAUCUUCUCGGUCAUGGCUCUCGAAUACGCAUUCCGUCUCUACCGCAACCCAAUGUCAUGGGACACACGACACGCCGUUCUCUAUCAGAGCAAGCUCUUCCGCGCCUUCCUCUGGGGCCUUGCUCUCGCAACUCUCACCAUCUUCACACGUUCCAUCUUUCGUGUGGCUGAACUGUCGGGUGGCUUCCAUGGCUCACUGGCGAAUAAUGAGGUUUCGUUUAUGAUCUUGGAAGGGGCGAUGGUCACGAUUGCUUGCUCGUGCCUCACUCUUUUGCACCCUGGUAUCUCGUUCCAAGGACGUUGGCAAGCUGCUGAUUUCAAGUUUCGGGUGGCAAAGGCGGCUCGGGAUCUUGAGAAGACGACUCCUGCGGAUUCAGACGAGAGUCAAGAGCCUGCUGUUUUCCACGAGUCUAAUACCGUUAGGAAGUAA